CCGCCCUCCCGGCCUCCGUGAGGAGGAAGCGGCCGGAGGGGCCGGGAUGGCGGCGGCCGCGGCCCUGCUCGUCCUCCUGCUCCUGCUCCGCGCCGCGCAGGGUUUAAAAGCAUUCAAUUACUCCUUCCCUUGGAAUGGACAGCAGCAGAUGUACGAGCUGGACAUAGGCUGGCCUAAACUUCCAGAAUACUUUACUGGACAAACAUUUUGUGUUGCUGUUGACUCUCUUCAUGGUUUGGUCUAUGUGGGUCAAAGGGGGGAAAAUGUUCCAAAGGUCCUUGUGUUCUCAGAGGAAGGCUAUUUUCUUUACUCCUGGAAUGAUACAGUUGAAAUGCCUCAUGGUAUCUUUGUAUUGAACACUGCAACGGAUAGUUCAGUAUGGAUCACAGAUGUUGGUACAGGGAAAUAUGGGCACACAGUGAAACAGUAUAGCCCUUCGGGGAAACUUCUGCAGGUCUUGGGCACGCCAGGUAAUGCUGGCUCAAGUUUGAUUCCCCUACAGUUUGAUCAACCAGCAGAUAUCUUUGUAGAGGGAAGUGGAGACAUCUAUGUUGUGGAUGGAGAUGGAGGAAUGAAUAACAGAUUGCUCAAACUAUCCGACGAUUACAAAGAAAUAUGGCUGGCUGGAACAAAUGGGACUGGCAUUGGUCAGUUCAGGAUUCCUCACAGUGUAACAGUGGAUCUUUUUGGACGGGUAUGGGUUGCAGACAGAGACAACAAAAGAAUCCAGGUUUUUGAUAAAGUCACAGGAGAAUGGCUCGGGUCUUGGAGCAGCUGUUUUUCAGAAGAUGGACCCUAUUCUGUCAGAUUUACUGCCAAUCACAAAUACCUGAUUGUAGCUCAGCUGAAUAUCAAUCGGUUAGCAAUCUUGGCAGCACCACCAGUUGGCUCUAUUGGGGACUGUGUUAUGGUCAGUGCAGUCCAGAUGGCAGAUGAAACCAAACCACACCUUGUAGAUGUAGACAUGAAGAGUGGAGCAGUCUAUGUCGCAGAGAUUGGAGCUCAGCAAGUACAAAAAUACAUACCCUUAGGCUGAUGGUUUCCCACAACUGCCGUGGCACAAGCUGUGUGACAUACAAGACCUACGACCACAUGUCCUUGAGUUGUCUGUAACUUGUGUUUCUUGAAACAAGCACAGAACAGUGUGUUCCCAGACUGUAGAGCUAAAAAUCUGUCCUGCAGUCCUGGAGAAGUACUUGAUGUCCUGAGUUGUUACUCAGUUUAGCAAUGCUAUGGUGGAUUUUGCUUUUAUUGCUGGGAAUUGUAAAGUGGCUUUGGUAAUCAUCUUCAUUUUAUUGUAUAAAACUUUACAAACACAGCUGUUGUUCUUAAAUGUGUAGUGUCAUCUUGGGUCUCCUCUGCUUAGUCUCUGUGUGUUGAAUGAAGGUCAGAUCUGCCUGAAAGAAGCAUAUAAAUUAUUUCCUGGGAGGUGAGCACCUCAUUUUAAUGUUUCUUCACUUUUUUUUUUGUUGGUUUUUUUGUUGUUGUUGUUGUUGUUUGUUUUGGGGUUUUUUUUUUAAGCAUUGUGCUGGUACUGCCCAACACUGGGAUGCAUUAUGAUGUUGAAAAAUAUGCUGCUGGAUACAAGUGUCAGGUUUGAUACUGGCAUCUGCCUUAGGUAGUUAAUGAGAUAAGCAUUAAAAUCUAAGUUUUCAGCUCUAGCUAAAGCGGUAAAGUCUGUAAUAAGCUUAAGUUAAAUUGAUCAGGCACUUUAAACUAAAUUAAGAGCAUGUGCACAGCAGCCAAGUACUGAUUCUUAACUUAAUUAGUUCUUAACCUGAUUUGAUUUGUAUCAGCAUGAGUUUUCUAUUCUGUAAGAUUUCAUAGUGGAACAUAUUGAAGUUAACUCAUUUAAGUUCCUCAAGAUAAACAAAUUGCAAUUUGCUAGGAAAGUCUUAAUCAACAUUUGGAAUUGGGAGACACAUUAUUUUCUCCCAGUUUUAUUGAAGCUUUGUCAGUUAACAGCAGUACGUCUGUUUUGAUUGGAGGGUUUUUAACUGUUUUAUAUCCAAAACUUAGACUUUAUCAACUCCAUUAGUGUCUAGACUUCAGUUGCUCAUGGUACAGCCUAACAGAUGUCUCCAAGCUGUCCCAAAGAAUGCUCUCUUUCCAUUCCCAGUCCAGAGUGGUUCUGUUUUCUUUAUAUGUUGCUACAAGAUUUUGAGUUGGCUCACUAUAGCACAGAGGGAACUGGGUAUAGGAAAGUGGGACGGGGAAAAUGAUGUGCUAGAAAUUAGAAUGUGAAUAACUGAUUACCUUUGUAAAGCUGUGGACCCACAUUCCAUAUUUAUCUACUAGCUCUUUGAAACACUUAGGAGGAUUUUUGCUGUUUCCGCAUGCUUAUUCUACUGUGUGGACUAUUUUAAUGCUAAUUGCCAGCUAAGAGAGGCAUUUUUUUCCCCUACAUUUUUUACUUUCUUAGAAAGGGAAUAUGGGAAGUAGAAUUGUUCUGAUAGGAAAUACCCACUUCAUGAAUGUUACCAAAAGCAAAUGCUUCUUAAUCUGGCAGGUUUCAACCUGUGAUCACAAAUCUGUGGGUCAGAAGAUGGAAAAUCUGUCCAGAAAACUCAGAUUCAUAUUUUCUCUGGGAAGUAACGUGGCUGUGGAGUCUGAUUGCCUGAUUUCAGUACUAUGUGAUGUUAAUGCUCUAAAUGUGAAUGCUUUGUUGUUAGCUACAUCCACAUAUUAAGAAGACCAGAUCUUACCUGGCUGCCCCCAGGCAAGCCUUAGAACCAAAACUUGAGUUAGAUACUAGCAAAUGCGGUCCAUUAUUCACAUGGUCUUGAAUGGGAGCAAGUAAGCAAUAUUUAUUAGCUGAAAAAGUAGCAGACCUCCAUCUAGACCCAGAUGUAUAGGUCCACUUUUCUUUGCAGUGUGUUGUGUGGAUUUUCCAACUAGGUCUCCACUAGCUCAGGGAUCUCUGCUCUGUGUGCAAUUGAGCUAUUUCUCACCUACACAAGAAUUUCUUUUAAAAAUAAUUAUUGUAGUAUCAUUAACUAUAUUUGAGUGUAUCUUGGUGAUGUAAGGGAUCCAGGCACAUCCAUCAUUCAACACCACACCCUUUAUUUACUUUUCCUUUGUCACAUCCAUUUGAAACUGGACUCAAAGCUCUCUGGGAACAUGCUUCUGUGUUCAGUAAAGGUGUAGUGCACUUUCGGAUGUUGACAAAUAUUUCUGCAAGGUUCUGUUUGCUGCUUGGAUCUGCUCUCAGCUCUUUUCAUGGGCUUUUGCAGCCCCUAGAAAUGGGGAGCACUCUAUUUUGUCUGGCUUUACUGAAGUAGACCAUGAUGCCAAAAUGUGCCUUGCCUCUAGGCAUUUGGGUGUCUGUGGUAACAAGGGAUGCUGAUUAUUAACUAGUAUGAGAUGCUUAGGCUUCUUUUUAUUUGUGUUUAUGAUUAGACUGAGAAAAUGAUUGAUUUAUGCUCUAACUUGCUAAUUCUCUGAAGGUUUUCAUAUAUAUCAUACUGAAAAUGAUUUCUGGAAAAUUGCAUUGAAGGAUAAUUUCCUAAAAUAAAUUGAUAAUUCCUUAUUAUGAAA
This is a messenger RNA of Apus apus (common swift), 3537 nucleotides long. RefSeq names its product NHL repeat containing 3 (gene NHLRC3). Gene Ontology annotation, biological process: proteasome-mediated ubiquitin-dependent protein catabolic process; protein polyubiquitination; negative regulation of translation. The record is from RefSeq and is a predicted model, not a curated record. The transcript is spliced from 7 exons. Bases 47 to 1036 code for a protein of 329 amino acids. Gene Ontology annotation, molecular function: translation repressor activity; ubiquitin protein ligase activity; protein binding. Lineage: Eukaryota; Metazoa; Chordata; Aves; Apodiformes; Apodidae.